This is a messenger RNA of Cuscuta epithymum, 2913 nucleotides long. NCBI's taxonomy places the organism in Eukaryota, Viridiplantae, Streptophyta, Magnoliopsida, Solanales, Convolvulaceae. The record is from the annotation of a GenBank genome assembly.
GGCUUCUGCUUAUUUUUUAAAAGCACAAUCAAAAUUAGAAUCAGAAUCGGAUGAAUUGGACGCACGCCGCAGACCACUGGCCACUGCUCGUCUGCUCUCAUCGCCGGACGCCGCAGAUCGCCCGCUCUGCCGCUCGCAUCGCCGGAGGCCGCACGCCCCCCUUCUGCUGCUCGCCUGCUCCUGUUCAUAUGCUAGUCUGCGCAGCAACGCUGCUUCUCUCGAGUGUCCACACAGCCACACAGAUAUGGGAGAUGAUUCAUUUUGGUAGAUUCGACUGCAUGGGGGGUUGCCUUGUUCGGUAGGUGGACAACCAAGAAUAGCUGAUAGCUGAUUCAUUGAAGCUAACUGUCAACAAAUUUGAGACCCUUGGCCACACCCCAUGCUGAUUCUCUUAUUUUGGUGGAAAGGCAUAUCAGAGAUGGUUAGGUUAAAGUCAAUGUUGAUAUUGCUUACGAUCUUUUUGAGCUACAUAUCAAUAAUAGCUGGGGAAGAGGAGUUCUCAGAAGCGCUUCUUUUGAGGCCUCUCCCUGAUCGCAAAGUGCUUUCCCAUUUCCACUUUGAAAGCAAAGCUCCACCAACUGACACUCAUGGCCGGCAUCAUCAUCUCUUCCCCAAAUCAAUUUAUCAACUCGUACAUAAAUAUCACAUAAGAGAAAUGGAGCUGUCUUUCACACAAGGGCGGUGGAAUUAUGAACAGUGGGGUGGAUAUGAUCCAAUUGUGAGCAGCAAUGCAAAGCCCCCUGGUGUUGAACUCUGGGCUGUUUUUGAUGUCCCUGAAGAUCAAGUUGAAUCUUUCUGGAAAAAUCUAACACAUGCUCUUUCAGGCCUCUUUUGUGCUUCCAUUAACUUCUUGGAGUCAUCAACUGCUCAUACUUCUCCGAGGUGGAGUUUCCCAUUAGUUUCUGGAAACUUCAGAUAUGGUUCACUACCCCGCGAGUCUGUUUGUACUGAGAACCUCACUCCCUGGUUAAAGUUGCUUCCUUGUCGAGAUAAAUCUGGAAUUGCUGCAUUAAUGGACAGACCAUCUCUAUAUAGAGGAUUUUAUCACUCUCAAAGAUUGCACUUAGUUUCAGAUGAGUUUGAUUUAGGCGAACGGUCUUUAGCAUCAAGUUCUGGAAUAGUGCUUGAACAAACUCUCACAACAGUUCUUCAACCAAAUACUUUUGAAGCUGGAAUGAAUGCUUUUGAUGGCCUGAUAUUACAACCUAGCUGGUCUCUUAGCUCUUUGUUUGGAAGGAAAGUUUACGAAAAAUGCUCUCUUUCCCAGUCUAGUAGUGUGUAUGUCCAUCUUGAGCAGAAUUUAGUAUCUAAGUUGAAGAAAGGUGAUAUAUCAGAAGGUUCAUGGAAAAACCCAGCAUUUGAAAUGUCUUUGCCUCCUGUUAGGGUGAUAAAAGAACAAUAUGGAUCAGUGGAAGAGGAGAAAUCCAUCCUCUUUGAAUUUUCAAUUGAAAAUUACACACAAUCCAAACCUUUUGAUCUGGGCUUCAGGUGGAAGCUACCAGUGAGGUGGUCAAGUCAGUUAGCACCCUUGCAUGCAAGUAGGUUCCUGAUGGGAAGCGGGAAUGUAGGGGGUGCAAUAGCUAUCUCUUUGAAGACCACAAAAAUAAGUGACAAUGAACAGUGUGCUACUGCGGUAGAUGGAAAAUGCUUUUUGCGGGUCAGUAUUUUUCAAGUUGUGCCUUGGUAUGUGAAGGUCUAUUAUCAUACACUUAAGAUUUUUGUGGAUGGACAUAUCAAAUAUGUAGAAGAUAUCAUUGAGAAGGUGCGAGUGUCACCUUCUGAAGACAAGGUUUCUCCCGGAAUAAUGGAGCUUAUGGUGAGAUUAGCAUGUGAUGUGAAGUCAGCUGUAUUGACCCUGGAGUUUGACAAGGUAUUUGAGAUUUGUUUACAAAAUAGAGAAAUAAUAUCAACGGACUGCUUUCAUUCAAAGGAAAGAAUUGAUAAAAAGAGACACAUGGAGUCACUUUUUAUGAAAUGGGCAUCAUGAACCUCAGAAUUCAUUACAUGUCAAGGAUCUAUGUACAAUUAUUUUUCCAUUGGUUCAAAACCAUUCACAGGGGUUUCUACACAUAGAUGAAUACCCACCUGAUGCUGAUCAGGGAUUUGACAUCCCAUCAGCUGUGGUUAGCUUCCCCGAGUUCACAACAAGCCUGCAUUUUGCUGAGGAUAACUCUACCGUCACAGUGCCUAUUUUAUCAAAACUACAGAACGAAAGGCCAGUUGUUUCCUACACAGAAGUCUUACUUGUUCCUUUGACGACACCUGAUUUUAGCAUGCCAUACAAUGUCAUCACCAUUACGUGCACCGUUUUGGCGCUAUACUUUGGAUCACUGCUUAAUGCACUACGAAGACGUCCUGAUGAAGAAGAGCGUUUGUUGAAAAGAAAAGCCUCAAAAGGGACAGGUCGUUCAACUAUGUUAUUAUCCAAAUUGUAUUCUAAGUUGAGAGGUCGACCAUGGGAACCUCACACACCAUUGUCAACAUCCCCACCAUCUUCUUCAUCUUUUUUGAGUUCUAAGCUGAUCAUGAAGGUUAUAGUAGUAGCUUGCAUUGCUGCUGGCUGGCAGUACUUCUCCGAAUGACACCCAUAGAAGCUAGAAAUCUGUAGAAUGACAUCAUCAUAUCUCUACAAUGAGAGUAGAAUAUGAUUAUUUUGAUCGCGACUUCAAAUUACUAUCACUCAGUUAUAGAUAUUGACUUAUUCGUGCUGUGUUGAAUUUAUAUAUAUUUCUGGUAACCCCAGUUUUCAUCUUUGUUUAACUGGUAAUCUAUAUAUGUUCUACUGUUAGUCACAAAAGUGCUUGCUACACUUGAUAGCCUCAGUUAAGGAGGGAACUGCAAAUCUUUCAUUUGUUAAGCAUGCUGGUUGAGCUCCAGACUGAACUCUGUUCAGUGGAGACUAGUUAAAGCCCA